Molecule: messenger RNA, 3517 nt
Organism: Nasonia vitripennis (jewel wasp)
Lineage: Eukaryota; Metazoa; Arthropoda; Insecta; Hymenoptera; Pteromalidae
Product: glutamic acid-rich protein-like
Exons: 12
Coding region: 252-1742 (496 amino acids)
Source: RefSeq, a predicted model, not a curated record
UUUCAAUAAUUAUAUACAGUGCCCCAUUGCAAAAUCUCUCAUCUCACAACAAUAUAGCUUCCAUUGGGGACCCUCGUCUUCGUCCACCUACACCACGGUCUACCGAAGGUUUCCCAAGGAUCACCAUCAGCUGGGCAAUCACAUCUUUGCUUGCAAUAAAGGUUGACAAGAAGAUAUCAUCAAAGACAACCGGACUCUUUCCAAGGACGACAUACUACCCAUUAUUGCUGCUGUUUCUGCAUAAAAACAAAAUGGCUGACAAAAAAAAGAAGAAUGUUGGAGCGCUUUCAACUGAAACCGCAGCAGCCAAGCUGACGAACAAGAUGUCUUCGUUCUCCGUGUCUACAGGUACCUUGGGAAGAAGUGCUUUUUCUACUGAAAAAGCUAAUCUCUCUCAACCGCUAAUGAAACAACAGCAGCAGCCCGGAAAGUCUCUGCAGCAGCCCCGAAAGUCUCUGCAGCAACCACCAUCGCAACAAAAGCCGCUACAGCAACCAUCGGACAUAAAGAAGCGAAAGCCCCUUCAGCAGCUACAGCAGCAGCAACAGAUACCGCAGGGAAAACCGUCGCAGCAAGAUCAGCGAAGACCACCACCGCAGAAGAAACCGCAGCAGCAGCAUGAACCGCCCCGGAAAACACUGCAACCUCAAUUGCAUCAGAAAACUGUGCACAAUCAGCAACCACUAUCGCAGCGGAAAUCGCAGCAGCCGGAUAUGGUACCACCACGAGCACAGCGCAAUGAUGUGCUGAAUGAAUCAGCACGGCAGACUUUGGACUCCAUCAACAGAAGACUAGCAGCCGUCGAAGGAACGCAACGCGGGAUCGGAGAGACGCUGAAGCAGCUUAAGGAUGUGACAAGUUCAAUCGAUGAGAGGCAGAAGAAGACGGAACGAAAAGUGACAGAGAUUUAUAACAUCCUAAAAAAUUUGAUGGCCGCGCAAUCUUCUGCAGCGAGAACUCGUCCAGAAUUUUUGCCAUUCAAAACAACGGCUGACAUUGUUGCCUUCGAUCAUCUCGAUGAUGAUCAGUUUGAUGCUCUUGUCCAUUACUUGAGAUACCUUGGAGGUGCGAAUGAAACUGACGCUGCUGCGAUUUAUUUCAAAGCCUGCUUCAAGUUUGGCGAGGAUUUGUUCCGGCAUGUGACUUGGCAUGGAUCCAAGUCUGACAACCAGAUUUUGGCGUUGAAAGAUACGCGUUUCGCUUUAGCUUGCACUGAGGCUAUGCCCAUCAUAAAGGAGAUCCUCAGGAAGCCGAACAAAGUAGAAAUUGCGACUGCGAUGACGAAGGCUUUGAAGAGCUCCAAGGAAGCCUAUCGUCGUGAACGCAAGAGAGUUGCACCACCGGCCGAACAAACGCCUCCCGUCAGGAGGCAACGCCAAAAUUAUCCGCCGCAGAACAACGCGGCGGAAAAUUCGGACGCCGAGAACGACGCACUCUUUGAGGGCGAACAGCAGCCGAACGAUAAAGACCAGCGCAUCGAGCCGUUCGGCGAUACACAGGUCAUCGAGGAAAUAGUAGGCGAAGAAGGUGAAAGAGUAGAAGAAGGAGAAACAGAAGGAGAAGGAGAAGAAGGUGAAGAAGUUGACGAAGAAGUAGCUGAAGAAGAAGAUGAAGACUACGAGCAAGAGGAAGAAGAAGGAGAACUGGAGGAGCAGAAAUCGUACGUGGGCGACUCCAAUUCACAGUCGAUCAACUUCAACCAGUUGGAUUUUGAAUUACCGGAGGAUGAGUUCCCGGAAUGAGCUAAGUCAACCGCUUAUUUAUUGAUGCAUUUAUUUAUUUAAUUCAUGUAAUUUCUUUGCAGCUUAGUAGAAAAAUAUAGAUCAGUUUUGCUCUUUGUUUUUAGUUUCUUCAAGUAGUUUCUUUUAAAUAAAUGAUCUGUAUUUUUUUAUCUAAACGCUCACUUACAUUUUCUUUUCAUUGGUAAUUUUCGUUUACUAUUAAUUUUUUCUUUUGUAUUAGUUUUUUUAUUGUUUGUAGUUAGUGUUAAAAAUGUAAGAGAGCGUUGGAGGGGCUAUUGACAGUGGUUGAGCCUCACAGAAGGGGGCGGCGGUGGGGCCCCCUUCACUCCCCCCCCCAAAAAAAAAUUAAUGCAUUUUUUGUCCAAGGUAACUGUAACGAUGACAUGGUACAAGAGCGAUGACGACGACCUCAACAAAGCUUACUUGCGGUUCCCCAGCUACGGAAGUUUGCUCAUCAGGUCCUCUUAUUUUAUUUACUUUCAUUCUUUUUUUAUUCCAUCGAUAACUUUAUUAAUUGUUUUUAUCAUUUUCUCUUUUGGAGGUCAUCACUUUUUCCGGAUCAGCAACAGCAGCACGCAGAUGUAUUUAUGAAAAAGUAGCAGCCAUCAGUUGACUCACUCAAGAAACAAGAACUGUACUCAUAAUUUUAGCAAGAGGACUAGGAGCAUCAGCACCCGACAUCUGCAGAGAGCAACGAGGCUUUGCACAACAGCAGGAACAUCAAAUCAAAAAAGUUUAUGUCUAUAUGUUUUUUUAUUUUCAUUGUAUUUUGUAUUUACAUUGUAUUAUGUAUUUUCUCUAUUUUAUUUAUAUUCUAUUAAUAAAAUAAUUCAAAACAAAGAUUUAAAAAAUUCAUUUUUAUGCCCGCAAAAUGCCACCAAAACCGACAGCAAUAUGCCGACACAUUCGCAGCACGCGUGCUGCCGGAAAAAUUUUAAAAAUUUGAAAUGCUCGCAAAAUGCAGGCACAACGACGGCAUUUCAUCGUCAUAAUGUGCGCACAUCCGCAGCACGCAUGCUGCUCGUGCCGCGCACGACCGCCGUCACAGAAACCGAGCACAUGCUGAGCAUAUGCCGAGCAAUUGCGGAGGUACCUGGCAAGCACGCGUGCUCCACGAUUUUGGCGCUAUGCUAGCACUGUGCCGACGCAAUGUUAUCUGGGUAACAUGAUAUCCCAGAUAACAGCGUGCUCUGAAAAUGCUGAAAACGUGCCGGCACGAAAUGGGCACGCAUGACGGUCCACUUGCAUCCGCACAUGAAAGUCAUAUGACGAGCAUAUGACCGAGCAUUUUGCUUGCUUCCGUGGUGGAUCUGUCCAGCACGGGUGCCGAUAAAAUGCGAGCAUAAUGCCGUUCGUAUGCAGGCAUUUUGCGCGCAUGUUCCCGAUUUCGUGGACGCGUAUUUUUCGUACGGCACGGCAUGCUCCUCGUAUGCAGGCAUAUGGCCGGCGGGGAGCGAUUUUAUCGCAUAUAAAAAUAACGCUAAAUAAAAAUUAGUUAGAACGCAUAACUAAGCAUCUACAUCAUAAAUAAUUAAUAAAUUUUGUUAUAUAGUAUAAAAAAAAUUUUAUGUAAGAAAAAAAAAUCUGCCGGGUGUAGGGCUGGAACUCACGAUCUUUGGAUCAGAAGUCCGAAGCUCUAGCCUCUGAGCCACAACUCUUCUUACAAUUUGAUGCACAAUUGCACCUAAUAAUCAUCGCUAAUAAUUAGAAUUAUGUAAUAAAAUAAUGUUUAAAUGUAAUUCGGUUUGGAGAGAAUAAAAAAAGUAAUAAAUGUA